AUGGCCUCUCCAGUCAACAAUACCACUACCUCGCCAUACUUCAGCGUGGUCGGAUUCCCGAUCUCCCACCAGCUCCGACCGGAGUCUUUAAGUCCGUGGUCUCCGACUUCGCCCACAGGUACGAUACAUGCAGGGUCUCCACUGACCUACAAAGAAGCUUACCUUGUGCAUCACUUUUCGACGCACCUCGGGUAUUGGCUCGACUGCACCGACGCUUCCCGCCAGUUUACCCGGAAAGUCCCCACCCUUGUCAAGCAAUCGCCGAUUCUGCUGCAUGCCGUACUUUCCUACGCGGCCCGGCACGUUGGCGAUGCCGAAAUGGCCGAGCAGGCGCAUGAGCGUUGCGUAGAAUUAUUGAUUCCCUCCCUGAGCUCGGAAACGGUGGCCAACGAUGAUAUUCUGUUGUGUGCAAUUGUCAUCCUGCGGGUGUUUGAACAGUUAAAUGGCAAGUGA
Molecule: messenger RNA, 453 nt
Organism: Penicillium waksmanii
Lineage: Eukaryota; Fungi; Ascomycota; Eurotiomycetes; Eurotiales; Aspergillaceae
Exons: 1
Coding region: 1-453 (150 amino acids)
Biological process (GO): positive regulation of transcription by RNA polymerase II
Cellular component (GO): nucleus
Molecular function (GO): DNA-binding transcription factor activity; transcription cis-regulatory region binding
Source: RefSeq, a predicted model, not a curated record